AUGAGUGUUUCCAGUGCGGCCAGCUCUUUCGAUUCUAUAAACUCUAUAGUUUCUGGAUCGACAACAGAGGUGGAUACAGAUUUUGGUAACGGCCCACUGAGCUUUGUAGAGAGUUUUGAUAGCUAUCCUGAGGUCCAAGCAGUGGUGGAAUACUCCUUACGUGGGUGGAUCAGACUUGACGAUCAUUCAGAGGAGGACGACGCUGCCCUGUAG
Morchella sextelata is the source of this 213-nucleotide messenger RNA. RefSeq lists its product as uncharacterized. The transcript has a single exon. NCBI's taxonomy places the organism in Eukaryota, Fungi, Ascomycota, Pezizomycetes, Pezizales, Morchellaceae. The record is from RefSeq and is a predicted model, not a curated record. Bases 1 to 213 code for a protein of 70 amino acids.